Molecule: messenger RNA, 1779 nt
Organism: Mangifera indica (mango)
Lineage: Eukaryota; Viridiplantae; Streptophyta; Magnoliopsida; Sapindales; Anacardiaceae
Product: serine/threonine/tyrosine-protein kinase HT1-like
Exons: 3
Coding region: 464-1540 (358 amino acids)
Biological process (GO): protein phosphorylation
Molecular function (GO): protein kinase activity; ATP binding
Source: RefSeq, a predicted model, not a curated record
GCCAUCAAGAGAAACAAUGAAAAUGAGAGUUGCACAGUAAAUGAAUUACAGUGUUGACUGAUGAGAGAGAAAUCAGAAAGACAGCGAACGAAUCGCUAGCUCCCUCUUUGCAUACGCUUUCACUGCUCUGCACAUUAUCACCAACAACACCUCCACUCGACGGCUCCACCACCAACAACAACCACCCAUCUCUCUUUCUUUCUACUGAUGAAGCUGACUUUAGAUUCUUGUGAUUUUGUUCUCUGGUUCCGUUUCUUACAUCGUUAAGAUGAUCGAGAUGUGUUAAACUGGGUUUAUAUUAUUUGGUGAAAAUAAAAUUUCCCGAAAUGUAGUUAAAAGAGUUUAAUUUUAGUUUUCAAGCUUGAAACUUUAGUUUUCUCUUUUUUAGUCUCUACAUCCAAUUGUUGAAGAUCUUUAAAAGUUUAGAUUUGAUGAUUUUUUUAUCAAAUCUUAUUACAAACCCAUGAAGAAAUUUCAAUGGUUGAAGCAAAUCUCCAUUAAUACCAAACCUGAUAAGAGGCUCUCUCUCAGUGAAUAUAAGAGAGCUAUUUCAUGGUCCGAGUAUGUAGUCUCUUCCGGUGCAGCCAUAAAAGGAGAAGGGGAGGAAGAAUGGAGUGCAGAUAUGUCACAGUUGUUUAUUGGAUUUAAAUUUGCUUCGGGAAGGCAUAGUAGAAUCUACAGAGGGAUAUACAAGCAGAGAGAUGUGGCAAUCAAGCUUGUUAGCCAGCCAGAGGAAGAUGAAAGCUUGGCUUCUUUUCUGGAAAACCAAUUCACUUCAGAGGUGGCUCUCUUGUUUCGAUUAAAGCAUCCUAAUAUUAUCACUUUUGUUGCAGCCUGUAAGAAACCUCCAGUUUUUUGUAUAAUCACUGAGUAUCUAGCUGGAGGCUCACUAAGAAAGUACCUUCAUCAGCAGGGGCCACAUUCAGUUCCACUCAAACUUGUUCUGAAACUAGCGCUUGACAUUGCCCGUGGCAUGCAAUAUCUUCAUUCUCAAGGAAUACUUCAUAGAGAUCUCAAAUCAGAAAAUCUGUUGCUUGGAGAAGAUAUGUGUGUGAAGGUAGCAGAUUUUGGUAUUUCGUGCUUAGAAUCUCAGUGUGGUAGUGCUAAGGGAUUUACAGGCACUUAUCGCUGGAUGGCACCAGAAAUGAUUAAAGGAAAACACCAUACAAAGAAAGUUGAUGUCUACAGCUUUGGCAUAGUUCUUUGGGAGCUUUUAACUGCAUUAACACCAUUUGACAACAUGACUCCAGAGCAAGCAGCAUUUGCAGUCUGCCAGAAGAAUGCCAGACCGCCCUUACCACCGACAUGCCCAGUGGCUUUCAGACAUCUGGUAAACCGUUGCUGGUCAAGUAAUCCAGAUAAACGACCACAUUCUGAUGAAAUAGUUUCGAUUUUGGAAAGUUAUUUGGCAUCCCUGGAGGAGGAUCCAGAAUUUUUAUCAAGUUUUGUACCUUCCCCUGAUCAUACGACUUCAAGGUGCUUACCAAAUUGUAUUGCAUGGCAUCGUUCUGCUCAUUCUAAGCCUCUGAGCUCUUCUUAAAUUCAAUGUGAUGCUAAAUAUAGCAUAUUUUCAAUUGUCUAGGUUUAUACAAACUUUCAGAUGUGCAAUUAGAUUGUUUACUGCUUCAAGCUUUUUGUUUGUGUCAAGUAUAUGUGAAUCAGAGUGUAGCUGCUGGUUUUCCAUUGUACGUAACCCAUUCUUUUUAAAAUUGACAUGGCAACCAAAGGUUGAAAUUUAAGGAAACAUCAAUAAACCUGUACAUAUUGAUCCUUUCAUCA